Molecule: messenger RNA, 1542 nt
Organism: Mucor velutinosus
Lineage: Eukaryota; Fungi; Mucoromycota; Mucoromycetes; Mucorales; Mucoraceae
Gene: TIF6
Product: Eukaryotic translation initiation factor 6
Exons: 6
Coding region: 1-1542 (513 amino acids)
Molecular function (GO): ATP-dependent protein folding chaperone; ATP binding
Source: RefSeq, a predicted model, not a curated record
AUGCUCUCAUUCUUUACAUUGCUACAGCUUUACAAUAGGGAUGAUAACAAACUGAUUCAAUGGGGCAGAUCUGCAAAGGCUGGCAAGUCAAAAUAUCCAAACAUCACGAUUCUGCAACAAUUCAAGCUCUACCUUGAUGACAACUUAGAGGGUGUGGUCAGACAAUUGCCACUGGACCUCACAGCCACAGAUAUCAUCGCUGACUACUUGGAAAAGUUCUUUGCCUACGUCAAAGUAGACAUGACCAAAAAGGGAUUCCAUCAGAACUUUGAAAAGCAAGCUCGUUUUUGUUUGACGGUGCCUGCCAUGUGGUCUGACAAGUCCAAGCAAAUCAUGAGAGAUGCUGCGAUUCAGUCUGGUAUCAUCAAUGCCUCGGAUCAUCGUGAUCGAUUGAUGCUCAUCUCUGAGCCUGAGGCCGCUGCCCUUUACUGUGAAAGAACCUGCGACAAGUUCAAUAUGCAACAUGGAGACGAGUUUAUGAUUUGCGAUGCUGGUGGCGGAACAGUGGAUUUGAUUGUGUUUAGGGUUGAAAUGGAUGCAGCUGGAAACCGAAAGUUCAGAGAGAGUACAAAGGGCUUGGGUAAAUCUUGUGGCUCCACCUUUAUUGAUAGAAAUUUCAGAAAGCACCUCAGAAAAAAGCUGAAAAAGGUAAUUCGACGAUCUCCUAAUGGUGCUAUCGAGAUUCCAGAUGCUCCACUGGACCAUAUGAUGGACAUUUUUGUUGACAAUUUGAAGCCUUUAUUCGACGGCACUGACGAUCUAUACUCUGACAUUUCCAUGGGCUUUGAUUUGGUUACAAAAACUGAGCCUUCCAUCGGACUAGAUGAAGGCAACAUGACAUUUACGAAAGAAGAACUGAAAAAGCACGUAUUCGAUCCUGUCAUCUCUGAAGUCGUACAGCUCUGUCGUGAUUUACAAAAGGACACAACCAAUCUCAAAGCAAUAUUCAUGGUUGGAGGCUUUGGUUCUUCUGCCUAUCUUUACAGUCAGAUGGAAAAGGAAUUUUUGCCCGAGAAUAUCAGAAUUGUGCAACCAGAUCGUCCUGAAAUGGCUGUGGCUCGAGGUGCUGUCAUCUUUGGUAUGCAUCCCUCCAAAAUUGCCACUCGUAUACCCAGAUUCUGGUAUGGCAUUGAAAUCACCAACAUCUUUGAUCCAGAAAUCGAUCCUAUUGAGUACAAGGUUGUGAGACCAGAUCGCAGUGUACGCUGCGAUAAUAGAUUCUCCACUUAUGUAGAACGCGGAAAGCCUUUGGACAUUGAUAGCUGUGUUUCUCGUAAUUAUACCACCUAUUACCCUAGCCAUACAGCCUGUACUUUCUUCGCCUCAGAUAGCGAUACGGAGCCAAGAUAUACCAUCUCCACACCAACAACUAGUGUACGAAAAGUGUUUGACUUUGAAAUCCCAAUGCCUGUUCUGCCAAACGUCAAACAUGGUGAUCCUGUACCUUUGACAAUUAAGAUGUACUUUGGUGAAGUCGAACUCCGGGUUGAAGCCGUCAUUGAUGAUCAGACGUAUGCCGUUGUCUGUAAUUUUAAUGCAUAA